CGGCCCCUCCCCUUCAGUCUUGCACAGGUGUACCGGCUCCUCCCCUUCAGUCUUGCACAGGUGUACCGGCUCCUCCCCUUCAGUCUUGCACAGGUGUACCGGCUCCUCCCCUUCAGUCUUGCACAGGUGUACCGGCUCCUUCCCUUCAGUCUUGCACAGGUGUACCGGCUCCUCCCAUUCAGUCUUGCACUGGUGUACCGGCUCCUCCCAUUCAGUCUUGCACAGAUGUACCGGCCCCUCCCCUUCAGUCUUGCACAGGUGUACAGGCUCCUCCCCUUCAGUCUUGCACAGGUGUACUGGCUCCUCCUCUUCAGUCUUGCACAGGUGUACCAGCUCCUCCCCUUCAGUCUUGCACAGGUGUACCGGCUCCUCCCCUUUAGUCUUGCACAGGUGUGUUGGCUCCUCCCCUUCAGUCUUGCACAGGAAUACCGGUCCUCCCCUUCAGUCUUGCACAGGUGUACCAGCUCCUCCCCUUCAGUCUUGCACAGGUGUACCGGCUCCUCC
Molecule: messenger RNA, 504 nt
Organism: Staurois parvus
Lineage: Eukaryota; Metazoa; Chordata; Amphibia; Anura; Ranidae
Source: the annotation of a GenBank genome assembly